UCUAAAAUUAAAUCGGAGAGAGACGGAGAGUUUGGGAAACGGUUCGGAGACUGGCAUUGGAAGCGAGAAUUUUUUUUUUUGGCUGAAGAGAUCUAAACCCUUUACAUUUUCUAUUAUUUUGGGGGCAAAACUCGGAAUUGGGGCCCCUUCGUUUUUGUCAGCGAUAAAUAGUCUUCUCCUGCACAAUCUCGCCCCCCACCUUUCUCUCUGCUUCGAUUUCUUUCUAUUCCAGGUUUUCUGGUUUUGAGGCUGCUUUUGGGGGCGAACCAUGGCUGUCGAGGUUGUGGGGUUUGAGAUGGUCCAAGGACCAGUGGACACUGUAACUGAAGGAUGCACUAAUGUUUUGCAUGAGAAGGAGAAUGGCAAAUUGGAUCAGGGGCCAGGGCUUAACGAGCCCAUGAAAUUUGGUUCACAUGGAGAUGAACCAAUUAAAGGAGAAGGAAAUGGUGUUUCUGAUGCCAACUUCCCAAAGGAUGCGGUUGACGAGUGGCCUGCACCUAAGCAGAUCCAUUAUUUUUAUUUUGUCAGAUGCCGAUCAUAUGAUGACCCAAAAAUAAAAGCUAAGAUUGAUCAGGCGGACAAAGAGAUUCAGAGGAAAAACCAAGCACGCUUUCAGAUAACUGAAGCGCUAAAGGCAAAACUGUCGGAUCGAGCAGAGUUGAUUUCUCAGAUUAGAGCUUUGAAAGAUGAGAGCCGGCAGUUUAAGGCAAUCUUGGAUGAGAAAAGAAAGGAGAUUGAACCUCUGCAACAGGCUCUUUGGAAGCUGCGCAAUACAAACACCGUCGGUCGGGGCAGUGGUUUAUGUUCAUCUGAGGAAGAGCUUAAUGAUUUUAUCCAUGGUUUGCAGUACCGCAUACAACAUGAGAGCAUUCCGUUGUCUGAGGAAAAACAACUCCUUAGAGAAAUCAGACAACUAGAGGCAACAAGGGAAAAAGUUGUUGCAAAUGCUGCUAUGAGAGCAAAGAUACAAGAUUCAUUGGGUCAGAGAGAAGACAUUCAAGACCAGGUUAAACUCAUAGGUGGUGAUUUGGAUGGAGUAAGAAAGGAGAAACAAGUACUUCAGACCAAAAUUAAGCAAAUUGAAGACACACUAACGGCAGUGGACGAUGGUAUUAAUUCUUUAUCGGAGGAGCUAAAAGCUGUCAUCCAAAAGAGGGACAAGGCAUAUGAAAGUAUUCAACAACUCAGAAAACAACGUGAUGAAGGGAAUGCCUGCUUUUACCAAAGCCGUACAGCCUUGAACAAAGCACGGGAGCUUGCUGCAAAGAAAGAUAUUAAGGCUCUUGAGGAACUUUCACAUUCAGAGGUUGAAAAUUUUUUGUCCCUAUGGAGCAGUAACAAGGCUUUUAAGGAGGAUUAUGAGAAAAGAAUUUUGCCAUCUUUAGAUGGUAGACAAUUGAGUAGGGAUGGACGGAUGAGGAACCCAGAUGAGAAGCCUUUGGUGGUGUUGGAAGAACCAACAUUUUCCGAGACACAGACAAUGGCAAAAGCUAGUGUCAAAGAAUUAAAGGAAGAUUCCAAAUCAACUUCACAGGUUACUUUGCCCACCCAAAAAGCCCAGAAGGAAACAAAAAAUAAAGCAACACAUCCAAAAUCCACCUUGGAGCAUAAUAAAGUAGAAGAAGACAGGGAGAUCCCUGGGUUAGAAGAGCUGCCAAAGAACACUCCUGCCAAAGCCAAUGAAGUUGAUGCAGCAAAGUUGAAGGAGAUGAAAAGAGAACAGGAAAUUGCGAAAGCCAAACAGGCGAUAGAAAGGAAAAAGAAGUUGGUGGAGAAAGCCGCAGCCAAAGCAGCUAUAAAAGCUCAAAAGGAAGCUGAAAAGAAGCUCAAGGAGCGUGAGAAGAAAGCAAAGAAGAAGGCAUCAGCAUCUGCACUUGCUACUGACCCAGAAAAACCACCUAUGGAAGUUGUGUCGGAGGAUGCUGAACAAGAAAAGAUAGAUGAAAUUGUUGAAGCUCCAGUUGCAGCAAAGCAGAAGGUACAAAGGGAGAAGGUUCAAAAGGGCAAUACUAUCAGACCCAGGAACAGAUCCAAAGGCCCAGAUUCUGUACCAAAAGUCUUCCUGAAACGGAAAAAGUCGACCAACUACUGGAUAUGGGCUGCUCCUGCUGCUGUGUUGGUUGUGCUGUUUCUAUUGCUUGGAUACUACUAUCUUUUCUAAAGGAACUAAAUAGGGAGAGCAAAGGACCAGCUUUUAUGCCAGAGCGUGAGUAGGUUUGUAGUACUAAAGUCAAGUUAUUCCUGUUCGUUAAAUCAUAUUGUUUUUGGUAGCUCAGUCAGUUGGGGAGAAGCG
Molecule: messenger RNA, 2293 nt
Organism: Juglans microcarpa x Juglans regia
Lineage: Eukaryota; Viridiplantae; Streptophyta; Magnoliopsida; Fagales; Juglandaceae
Product: proton pump-interactor 1-like
Exons: 8
Coding region: 269-2161 (630 amino acids)
Source: RefSeq, a predicted model, not a curated record